AUGGUGGUAAAGCGCAGCUACAAGCCCCACUGGCCAGAUGAGCUGGCGCUGACCCGGGGCGAGUUCAUCCUGGUUCUGUGUAAAGAUGAUGAGGCCCGGUGGUUUGGGCGGCUGCAAAACGGACAACAGGGAUAUUUCCCGGCCUCGCAUGUCGUGGAGAUGAGCCACCAGGUUAGUGGCUAGUGGGAAUUGUAUUAUGCUUGCAACGUUCCAUCUCUGAGUGUGCAACAAGGCUCUAUUUCUAGUCUAUUCUAUGUAUAGUCAUCAAUCAAGACUUCGAUUAGUUAAAUCAAUUGUGUUGGUGCUUGUGUUGGAACAAAAGCCUGCAUACACACCUCGCACACCCUCUACCUGCUCGCAGAGAUAAGAUUGCCCACCCCUGCUAUUUAUAAAGAAUAACUCUGCUGACUUACAGAAAGGUAUGGCAGGUUAGAAUAGCCUAGCUGAGGUUCGUGACAGGACAGAGGGAUAGCAAUACAGAACAGUCCCAGCAGUAAUCCAACCCUGUCACUGACACACCUCUGUUUAUGUUCUCAGGACGAUGAGCCAGCUAAAGAUGUCCGCCGCUUAGCGAGACGGGGUUCAGCUCCGGCCACGUAUGCAGGUGGUACUGGGUGAGAGCAGCGCGCCCAAAACACACACACAGAUACACACUCAGAAAGACACAAACACACACUCUAUCCUCAAUCAAACUCCCCUCCACAAGUGCGUGUACACAACUCACACACACACACACACACCCCAGCAGCUGCUCCCCACACCGCCUCCACCUCCUCCGAUUCCACUCCGCCCAGCGCACCCUGAACAGGUGGCCUCUCUCAUCCCUCAUUAGUUGACAAAGCACACAGAUUACAUCCCUCCACCCCACCCUCCCUCCCUCCCUGAUCAAUUCCCUCUCACUGCACUGCUGCUCCCUCACACACAGGACCACAGUGGGGGCUCACAGUCACAGACCUGCGUUCAGGGGAGUAGAUGAGGGCUCCCUCUUUCCCUCAAAAAAUAUUGUGUUUCAUAAUGUCAAACAGUGAAACAGAACUGUCUGUAUAAUCUGACUGAAGUGCCCUCAGUGAACGUGGAAAUGUAAACAGUAGUUGGAUGUUGUUUUAGAGAUGAUCCAAGAUUAUACAUUUUAGUUGUCCCGUGUGACUUAGGCCCCUUCUUAAUGUGUGUAAAGGUGAACCUAGCUCCUUGAGCUGUGACAGCCUGCACACACACACACACACACUCAGAGCAAGCCCCCUGAACAGCCCUGCGCUUGUCUUGUCUGCGCCGAGCGCUGGAAUUUGGGUCAGCGGGAAUAAACAUGUCCUUUGUGUUUGUUGUGUUCUCUUUGUUCUCCAGCGCACUCAGGCUGCAGGCCCUCCGCAGAGCCAGCAGAGCAGCGGCAGGAGGGGGACCAGAGGGGGCCGAAGUGGAGAGAGAGGGCCCCAUCCUGAUACUGAAGUCCCAGAUCUCUCUCCCUAACAGGCAGCCCCAGCCCGUGCCCCAGCCACAGCCACAGGCACACAGCUCCCCAAGCUUCCUCCACAGGAUCCUGUCCAAGCACCGUCGGAGGAGUGAGUGUCUUGGGUCCACCAACACGGGCUACAUGGCCGACUAG
Messenger RNA from Coregonus sp. 'balchen', 1600 nucleotides. NCBI's taxonomy places the organism in Eukaryota, Metazoa, Chordata, Actinopteri, Salmoniformes, Salmonidae. The record is from the annotation of a GenBank genome assembly.